GAGCGGGCGGGGCGAAGGCGCCGAAGCGCUGAGGGAAGGGCCGUCGUGAGGGGCUGAGACAGUUGAAAUGUUGAAAACGUCACAAAGCAAGAUGUUUGCAGCUUUGAAGUAUCACGCAACAGACUAUUUAUAUGAGAGCAUGGCAAGGCAGAAGUUUUCCAUCUGGAAAUUAUCACUUUGCUUUCCUCCCUGUUUACAUCAAGAUGAAAAGUACCAUCUCAGUGGACUCUUUGCUGAUGAUAAGUAUAGGAAGCCAUGGACUAGAAUUGGUUCAACACAGAACAUGGUGGCUAUUUCAGUGUUGGAGCAAUGGAAGAAAAGUUUACUUGUGGAGGAUUUCCUGGAAAAGAAACCUAUCUCCUCUGUAGAGUUUCAGACUAGUAAUGAUUUGAUAGAAGUUAUUCCAAGUUCAAAUCCUUGCUCUCAGACUGACACAGAAGAAUCUUUUUUACUUAUGAAUAAUGCUUUUAAGGAAGACUCCACCGAAGACAAAUAUUUGAAGAUUUACUAUGCCACUGAAUUUAAAGAACCACAGCAAGAUUUAUGUUUGGAAGAAGAGUUUGUUUUUAUUGACAAUCUUGAAAGUUUUCUUAAAAAAUUGCCAACUUUAUCUAUACUUCUGAGCAGACUACAGUUUUUUUUAGUGAAAGAUCCCCUUUUAGAUUCUGAAGGCCAGUUUUUAACAGCAGAGAAUAUUUUCAGAGAAUGUUUGACUUUCCAAAAUGGAAUGAAGAUGGAAGAGAGUCAAAAUGAAUUGCAGGGGAUUAAAGAGAGUUUCUGUACUGUGUCUAUGAAAGAUGAAGAGUAUUUCCUGUUGCCUGUUGAUUUAGAAUUCCGCAAACCAGACAAUGGCAGAUCUGAUUGUGUUAAGAUUCCAUCAUACUUGGAACUAAAGGAGGUGUUAAAUUUAGCUCCAGUCAUUGUAGAUGAUGAAGACCUUUGCAAACAAGUGAUCAGAGAAGCUGAAUAUAUUCCAUAUUUGAAAGAUGAAAUGGAAGUGCCUUUAACUCCUCCAUGCAGACAACAAAGAUCAUGGGUUAGUUUUCUGUGCAGAAGACUUCAAGAAGAACCUAUUUCUCUCACUGGUAACAGUAUUUUGAUUGCAGAGCCCUCUAGGGAAUUCUUAGAAUCUUUGGUAUGGCAAUCAGAGAAGUAUCAGGAUAAUAUGAGCUCUCUUUUGCUUGUCGAGCAUCCAGCUGUUUACUGUGCACAUCAGCAUCAUUCACUGAGAGAGCUGCAGAAAAAGCUGAUACAUGAGAUUGAAGCACCAAUGUUUGGCUCACUAGAGGAGGGCUGGUGGCUUCAUAGGGGUUUAAAUCCAGCAGCUGUAGAAAUUUUGGAACAAUUCAAUAUGGAUGGAAGUAGUGCAAACAGUCUGCUUCCUACAGAAGUAGAAACAUUCACACAAUUUACAUCAUACCAAUUAGAAAGAUGGCUUGAGGAGAAGAAUUCUGUGGCAAACCAAGAGCUGCUUUCUGCUGCAAGACAUCAGUUGGAGAAAGUAGUUAAUCCUGACUUGUCACUGCAGAUUCAAAGGCAGAACUUUGCCAUGAGUGCUCCAUCACCUGCAAAAAUUCACAGCAGAAGUACAUCUGUGGCAGAGCUUACUGGAGGAAGCAUAAGCAAGAUUAAGACAGAAGAGGCAAUUUGCUUCUUAAACCAAGGAAAGAAAACCCCCAAACCAUCUGAAUCAGACAGCUGUAAAGAUGUGUCUUCUAAACUAGACAAAUCAUCCUGUGGUGGAAAGCCUGCAUCACUUACACUUGCUUCUAAAUGGGCCAGCGAUGAUUCAGAUCUGAACAACUUUAUUAUGAUGAGAUCUAAAUAUACAGUCACCCAAAGAGAGGAAAAAUAUUAUGGAGAUAGACCUGAAAAAGUGAUACAGCUUGAAGAGCAGCAUAUGAGUGUUCACAAAGAGGAUGAUUCUUUUUGUGAGACUGUAAAAACAGAGGAAAACACCCACGAAAAUAAAGACAGUAUCACUGUCAAUAUUCAACCAUCAGAAAGCCAAUGCCAGGCAUACUGCCUCUUGGAAGAAGCAGCUAUUCCCGUACUAAAAGAUUUGACAGACCUGGGUGUACUUGCUUCUGUUACUUGGAGCUUUGACAGUGUUAAAUUUGAUCAUACCAGGUUUUUCUUAAAACAACAAGAGAAAGUGAUAUGUGAUAAUUUUAAACAAGGUAGAAUAGAUGAGAAGGAGAUCAUGCUGUUCAGACACGCUGCUCUGGUACACCUGCUGGUGACAGUUCGAGAUCUGCUGCUAACAUGUGGCUUGGAUACAGCUCUAGGUUAUUUGUCCAAGGCAAAGGAUAUCUAUAAAAACAUUUUAGAAUCCUGUUUGAAUAAUAUCUGGAGGCAGCUGAAGAUUGUACAGUACAGCAGCCAGAAAAAACAUGAAACACAUCCCAAAAUAACAGCACUUCAGUGUGAAAUGUUAAAUUGGAUGAAAAGUUGUGGAGAGAAACACAGUGUUAAGAUACUAAUCAUUACAAGGGUGGACUCUGAAAGAGAAAAAGCUGCCUUCAUUCACCCAUUAUCUAGGAUAGAAGGUUUGAAAGCUGUGGAUUUGAAUUCUGAGAAAAAAGGAAGCCCUUUAAGUUGCAAAGAGAUCAUAAACAAUCUUAGUAGAUAUUCCUGCAUUAUUGUACAUAAUCAGCAAAUUGGAGCUGACUUCCCUUGGACACACUUCUCACUAGUAAUGGAAUACGAUUAUUCUGAAAAUUCUGGCUGGAAAAAUCUGUGCAAAAAUCUGAAUGUUACUUACAUGACUUUUAAAACCACCCUUCCUGAAACAAUACAAAUGGGGAAUCAUGGUGGUUCCUUUAUUCUGGAAGUACAGAUUCCAUAUGUAUUUCUGACGACUGAAGGUCUUCUUAAUAUGCCAGAUAUUCUUCAGCUUUUGAAUCCAAGUGAGUACAGUCUCAAGGGAAAUACUCUGCUUAACCUUGUCUUAAUUUAUGCCACUCUAAUUGAACUUGCACAGAAGUCAGAAGACUUUGAAGUGAAGGUAGUUCUUACUCCGGGAAUUGAAGAGACAGCACUGGUAAUUCGUCAGAUUGCUGACAACAUUUUGAUGGCAUCUAAUAUCAGUCCUCAUGAGUGGCUGGACAAAUCCUGGCUUUCUGUCUUGCCAUCUGAGCCAGAGAAAUGCCUGCUUACUUUUCCAUGUAUCAAUCCUUUGGUUGCUCAGUUUAUGUUAAAGAAGGGAUCUUCAUUGAACAGGUUAUUUCUUGCAAGCUUUGAUCAACUCCAAGAACUUCUGCCACAGGCUCCAAAAAAAGUUUUAAAGCAUUUCAGUGACAUGGUAUCUUCAUACAGCCUGAAUACUGCCGCUCUAGAAAAAACAGUGAAAGUUGCAUCACACCCAGAAAACCAGAAUAAUGUCAACACAUUGUAUCUUGAUAAUAAACAGAAUUGUCAGAUUUUAGAGCUGCUUGAUAAGGCACAAAACAGCACAGGAACAUCUCAUUUGAAUUCUGAAGGCCUAAUUCCUCCACUGAAUCAUCCUAAGGGUUUUUUAAAGUCUGAUCUCCCAAGUUGUAUGCAAAAGAAAGCAUGCUCAUCAGAUGUGAUCACAAGGAGAAAGCUGGAUUUCUUUGCUCUAUCAAAGGACUAUGAAGAUUUUACUCAUCUAGAAGCUAAAAAUUCUCUCCAUGUUCAAAGACAGCCUUUCAGAAUGCAUGAUCGCUCUGAUCUUUCUUCCAAAGACUCUGAAAAAGAGGAUUUCUUUGCAGCUUUCAGUGACUGUGCACCUCAGGAGAGGUAUAAGAGUUUUCUAGACGAAUUUAGAGACACAACAUUUAAAAGCCCAGAAAUUCAGAUUGACCAGCCCCUGUGGAAUGAUUCUUCAUCCACAGUCCAAUGUAAUUCAUUUGCUCAUGAUUGUUUUCUCUCUAAUUUCUUUGAUGAUAUGGAUGAGCUUCAAAAUCUGAAUUUUAGCCAAAUAGGUGAAAUAAUAGGUAAAACACCUAAAAGAAAGAGAAAACAAAGGCCUCCAUUAUUAUGGACAAAAGAAAAAAUUCAAACAGAUUCAGGAUUUCCAGAAGGGGAGGAGUUAAAAAAAAGGAGAUUGACAUAUGAAAGAGUCCCUGGAAGAAGAGAUGGACAAACACGUCUUAAAUUCUUUUGAGCAGGAUUAGGAUUUGCAUAUUACAUACUUUUUUCUUUUUUCGUUCUUGAACUCUUUAAAGGGAACUAAAUUAAUUAUUGUUAGUUUUUAGAAAGUAGUUAGGAUUUGUAAAUACUCACUAGCUCAGGAUUCUUCUGUAUGUUUUUAAAGUGUUGCUAAACAAACUAGUUUCUUGAAGCUGGAUAAUUACAGCUUCUCUGUUGUUGUGGGUGAUAUACAGCUACUUUACCACUCUUUAUGUUAAAAAAAAAAAAAAAAAAAGAAAAAAGAAACAGAUGCCAAGGCUCACUCUGUGUUUUCAAGGCAUCUGUGUUUGAUCCCUGAGUCUGCUGCUUUUCCAGAGUAAAGAUGGGCUAAAUCUGCCAGAAUCUCAAGGCAUCUCAAGGCUUCUCAAAGUCUUAGAGAUUUCUUGCAAUUACAGCUGUGACUUUUUGUAGCUGUCCCUUGAGCUCAAUUCCACUUCUCCUCUUCUGACAGCUCCUUCAGGAACAAUAAGUUUUCAAUCAUAGUCAGUCUAGGAAAAAGCUCUUUGUUUUAUGAACAACAUGUUAAGACUCUGUUGAAAUUUAGCAUUCUCACAGAUGUUAUUCAGGGGACUAAGCUGUGACCCUCACCCUUUGCAUAACCUGCUGGAGGUCAUUUGUUGGCAUCCAUGUUUUUCAGCCUUCUGCAGGGCAUUGGCAAGUAGGGGGAUGAAAGUUAUCUGGGAGGCAGAUCCAGAUAUAGGGUACAACUAGAAGGGGUGAAAGAUUGAAUUUUAUAAAAAAAUUAAAACAACUGUCUAUCUCUGUUGUAAUCUAAAGAACGGGCUAGAAUAGUACCCAAACCCUCACUUUUCAUCAAAAGAUUUGGCAACAAACUGGAAAUAUGUGUGGGAGCAAUGGUAGACAGUAAUUCCAUUCUGCCACAGGAAUGCAUAAAUGAUUUGCACUGGCAUGCCAGAAUAUCUUUCUCUGUUCAGUGGCCUUCAGCUGAGGUUAUUCAGGUUUCAAACUCACCAAUCUGCUUAAGUUUGAUGCACUAACAGAAAUGGGGGGUGGGGGUGGAGGUAAUAAAAGAAAAACCACCAAGUUUAAGGUUUAUGUUUGCACUUAAAUACUUACUUGACAUAAAGCCUUCAUUAAGCACAUACUCACUAUUUGAGUAAACGAAACCAGCACUUAAGGAAGAAAGAUUUGGUCUCUUGGAGAAAACAGUUGUUUUUUGACUGAAUUCUUAAAAGCUAUGACUGCAUUAACUGCAAUUUUAGUUCACUGUAAUAUUCCUGAAUUAUUUGUACACUGAUUGUUUGCAGGAUUUGAGAAAAUACCUUUCACAAGUGGUAACAUAAAAAGAUUUCUAGUAAAAUUACAACAAGCCACUGUUUCCUAGAAUAAGAGAAAGACUGAAAUAAAAGUUGCAAUUUGCUUACUA
This is a messenger RNA of Serinus canaria (Common canary), 5542 nucleotides long. RefSeq names its product shortage in chiasmata 1 (gene SHOC1). Gene Ontology annotation, biological process: resolution of meiotic recombination intermediates. Bases 68 to 4129 code for a protein of 1353 amino acids. Gene Ontology annotation, molecular function: ATP hydrolysis activity; single-stranded DNA binding. NCBI's taxonomy places the organism in Eukaryota, Metazoa, Chordata, Aves, Passeriformes, Fringillidae. The transcript is spliced from 26 exons. Gene Ontology annotation, cellular component: condensed nuclear chromosome. The record is from RefSeq and is a predicted model, not a curated record.